UAUAUUGGCGGAUCAGAGCCAGAAAGAUCAGAAUGAAAUUGGUGUUUGCUUUACUCCUAUGUGUGGCUUUUGCCUCUGCCCAGUUUGGCGGCUUUCAAAAUGCGGCAAACAGAUUUCAGCAAGGAAUAGCAAGUCUUGGAAGCAGAAUACCCUCACCACCAACGCUCACCAAUGUGCAGAACUUUGGUGACUUUGUGACACAAUCGGGCAAAACCUAUCUGAAUGCGGCAGAUCGGCGAUUGCGCGAGGGUCUCUUCAGUGCCCGUAAAUCCUUGGUUGAUGCCACUAAUACGGCGUUCGCUAGCGGUGCCUCCGGUUUUGAGCAGGCUGUGAAUGCCUUUGCUGAUCUGACGAAUGCCGAGUUCCUUAAGCAGCUCACGGGAUUGAGGAAGUCAGCAAGCGGCGAGCAAAGUGCGAAGGCACAUCGUUUGUCACCCACAGUGCCAAAGGGAGUUCGUGUCCCGCAGUCCUUUGACUGGCGUGAGAAGGGCGGAGUGACGCCUGUUAAGUUCCAAGGUGAAUGUGGCUCUUGUUGGUCCUUCGCAACAACUGGUGCCAUUGAGGGUCAUGUGUUCCGUAAGACGGGCAAAUUACCAAAUCUGUCGGAACAGAAUCUGAUUGAUUGUGGCAAGAUGGAAUUGGGUCUGGCCGGUUGUGAUGGUGGCUUCCAGGAAUACGCAUUCAAUUUUGUACAAGAGCAAAAUGGCAUUGCCAAAGGCGAUAGUUAUCCCUACUUGGAUAAGAAGGAUACAUGCAAAUAUAAAUCGAACAUUUCGGGUGCCCAAAUUACUGGAUUUGCUGCCAUCGAACCGAAGGAUGAGGCAACGAUGAAAACUGUGGUUGCCACUCAGGGUCCACUUGCCUGCUCGGUGAAUGGACUGGAGAGUCUGCUCCUGUAUAAGCAUGGCAUCUACGACGAUAAGGAGUGCAACAACGGUGAGGUGAAUCAUUCCGUCUUGGUCGUUGGCUAUGGCAGCGAGAAGGGCAAAGAUUUCUGGAUCGUGAAGAACUCGUGGGACAAGGCCUGGGGCGAGGAGGGAUAUUUCCGUUUGCCACGUGGCAGUAACUUCUGCGGCAUUGCCAGCGAGUGCAGUUAUCCAAUAAUUUAAUAUACUUUAAUGUCCAACAAUACCAAGAUUAUUUUCAUCACAUGACGAGUUGUUCUGCAAUUUCAAUAAAAAAAUUUUAUUUUUAGA
Messenger RNA from Drosophila grimshawi, 1196 nucleotides. Its product is annotated as procathepsin L. Gene Ontology annotation, molecular function: cysteine-type endopeptidase activity. The transcript is spliced from 4 exons. Lineage: Eukaryota; Metazoa; Arthropoda; Insecta; Diptera; Drosophilidae. Gene Ontology annotation, cellular component: lysosome. The record is from RefSeq and is a predicted model, not a curated record. Bases 33 to 1109 code for a protein of 358 amino acids.